AUGUCAGGAGGCAGGCAGGCAGCACAGCGCAAGCAGCCAGCCGCCAGCGAGGGAAAAAAGGCGGCCCGCCGCCCAUCUGCUGGUCUCGCGGCCCUUUUGUCUGACGAGGAGGAGCUGAACCGCCAACCGAGACAUUGGAUUCAGUGCGUCCUUCUGGACGACUCUAAUGCCCUUCGGCGCGACCGUGACGACGGCCCGGAGGACUGGGUCGCUCGGUUUGCCGGCGAGGAUAAGUCGGUCGAUGGGCUUGUUUGGGGCAAGUGGGACGAUCUACCGCCCGAAUGGUCCGACUGA
Colletotrichum higginsianum IMI 349063 is the source of this 294-nucleotide messenger RNA. RefSeq lists its product as uncharacterized. The transcript has 2 exons. Lineage: Eukaryota; Fungi; Ascomycota; Sordariomycetes; Glomerellales; Glomerellaceae. The coding region runs from base 1 to 294 and encodes 97 amino acids. The record is from RefSeq and is a predicted model, not a curated record.